Cantharellus anzutake is the source of this 1667-nucleotide messenger RNA. RefSeq lists its product as uncharacterized. Lineage: Eukaryota; Fungi; Basidiomycota; Agaricomycetes; Cantharellales; Hydnaceae. Gene Ontology annotation, molecular function: protein binding. The transcript has a single exon. The record is from RefSeq and is a predicted model, not a curated record. The coding region runs from base 181 to 1359 and encodes 392 amino acids.
CUUUUUUUGGUGGACUUGGGAUCCUACUCCCCGGAUUUGGCUAAGUCACUUGUGGCUCUUUAUUUGACCCUCUCCAAACUCGGACGGCACUCGGAGGCGCUCCCAUUCAUUGAAGAAGCCGUGAAACUCCGGCGCCAGCUGGUUGCUGUUCACCCAGGAUCAUACACCCCGGAUUUGGCCAUGUCACUCAACAAUCUAUAUUUUGCUCUUUCCAAACUCGGACGGCACUCGGAGGCGCUCCCAUUCAUCGAAGAAAGCAUCAACCUCUACCGCCAGCUGGUCGCUGUUCACCCCGGAUCGUACACCCCGAAUUUGGCUACGUCACUCAACAAUCUAUUUUCUGCUCUUUCCAAUCUCGGACGGCACUCGGAGGCGCUCCCAUUCAUCGAAGAAGCCGUCAACCUCUACCGCCAGCUGGUCGCUGUUCAUCCAGGAUCAUACACCCCGAAUUUGGCCGCAGCACUUGAGAAUCUGAGUGGCGCUCUUUCCAAUCUCGGACGGCACUCGGAGGCGCUCCCAUUCAUCGAAGAAGCCGUGAAACUCCGGCGCCAGCUGGUUGCUGUUCACCCCGGAUCGUACACCCCGAAUUUGGCUACGUCACUCAACAAUCUAUAUUUUGCUCUUUCCAAUCUCGGACGGCACUCGGAGGCGCUCCCAUUCAUCGAAGAAGCCAUGAAACUCCAGCGCCAGCUGGUUGCUGUUCAUCCAGGAUCAUACACCCCGAAUUUGGCUGCGUCACUCAACAAUCUAUAUUUUGCUCUUUCCAAUCUCGGACGGCACUCGGAGGCGCUCCCAUUCAUCGAAGAAAGCGUCAACCUCUACCGCCAGCUGGUUGCUGUUCACCCAGGAUCAUACACCCCGGAUUUGGCCAUGUCACUCAACAAUCUAUAUUUUGCUCUUUCCGAACUCGGACGGCACUCGGAGGCGCUCCCAUUCAUCGAAGAAAGCGUCAACCUCUACCGCCAGCUGGUCGCUGUUCACCCAGGAUCAUACACCCCGGAUUUGGCCAUGUCACUCAACAAUCUGUAUGAUGCUCUUUCCAAUCUUGGACAGCACUCGGAGGCGCUCCCAUUCAUCGAAGAAGCCGUGAAACUCUGGCGCCAGCUGGUUGCUGUUCACCCAGGAUCAUACACCCCGGAUUUGGCUACGUCACUCAACAAUCUAUAUUUUGCUCUUUCCAAUCUCGGACGGCACUCGGAGGCGCUCCCAUUCAUCGAAGAAGGCGUCAAACUCCGGCGCCAGCUGGUUGAAAUCAACCCAGGAGCAUACGCCACACGGUUUGCCAAUUCACUCAGGCAUCUUCGCAACGCUCUUUCCAAUCUCGGACGUGAUUCCGAGGCACAAAUGGUCCACAGUUAAGCUCGUGGCUUCUUUCAUUUCCCCUUGUCAUUGCGUUCCCAACUUUGCUACCUGCUCAUGGUGAACACUAACAAAUCCAACCUCAAUUUUUUUAUUGGACACUUGGAUAAAGUAAUUACAACCGCUACACACCAUGACAGAUCACGGUCGCAACUUAUAAUCUCAAUAUGAAGGAUACUCGUUUCUUUAUCUAACACAUUCUGCUUCCCGUCGCUCAUCACUGAUGUACUGGUCCAUGUUUCUGCAGACCAUCGUAAGCGAUGACGUUGAGGUUUGAUGGGUGAUGAAUGUUGAUGCAACGAAAAGAC